Molecule: messenger RNA, 1103 nt
Organism: Nematolebias whitei (Rio pearlfish)
Lineage: Eukaryota; Metazoa; Chordata; Actinopteri; Cyprinodontiformes; Rivulidae
Exons: 7
Coding region: 46-966 (306 amino acids)
Source: RefSeq, a predicted model, not a curated record
CAGCUCAGAAGCGUUUUUCCUAAACGCAGCAGAGAAGCAGCUAAAAUGAAGGACAACAUUUUGGGCCGUAUUUGUAUCAUUAUCUUGUGCGCUGUGGUUUUUGUAGCCGUCUUGGUCGUGAACGCGUUGGCCGGAGCGGGCAGAGGUCCUUUCCACUCCAGUACUGGCAAUGUGUCGGCCCGUUAUGAGACGGACAUCACUCCAGCUGGUUGGACCUUCUCCAUCUGGGGUGUUAUUUAUACCUGGCUCACUCUGAUGGUCAUUUACCUCACUUCAUAUGUCUUUAGAGGAUCCUGGGCUCAGUCUCUACUACCCUACAGUUUCUACUUGUUCUUGCUGUGCAACAUGCUGCUGAACAUGACGUGGCUCAUGCUGUGGGACAGGGAGUUGAUGUUGGCAUCUCUGGUUGUGCUGAUCCUGAUAGCGUUUACCAACUACUGUGCUUUGUUCUGCUCCUGCUAUGCCACAGACUACUAUGGACUGUGGUUGCAUACGUAUCAUGGCAAAGACCUGGCCUGUCUCCGAAUACUGGUCCAGAAUGGUUUGGCCGUCUACACCACAUGGACCAGCAUUGCCUCUCUGCUCAAUUUCUCUGUGGUUCUCCACCUGUGGGGUGUUGACAAGAGUACAGCAGCAACUGCCUCUCUGUGCAUCCUUUUUGCAGAAGUAGUGGGAUGGUUCAUUCUGGAGAACUGGGUGCUGGACCGAUGGGUGCGUAACAUUUUGACCGUGUACCUAGUGGUGAUCGUAGCUCUGGUUGGAAACGUCUACAAACACUUUAAUCCAGCUGAUCCCACUCCCAAUGCUCUGUUUACAGUGGUACUGCUGGUGUUGGCGUGCAUCCUGUUUGUUUCCCGAUUCUGCACAGUCAUCUGGAGGAACAAGUGGCGGCCUCUCUACUCACCGGGUUCAGCGAGACUGAUGGUGUCACCCCUCGAUGGCAGCAAAUUCAAGAUGUUUCACUGAGGGGAGCUUAUAGAUUUCAACCUGUUGCAGGAUUUAAACUCUCAGACUACACAAAGUCUUAUUGUGUUUACUCACAACUUUGCUUUGUUAAGAGGUAAAUUGUAGUUUUAAAGAGAGUCUUUGCUAAAACAGGAAAU